ACGCUCGUCUCAAAGGUUAAGCCAUGCAUGUCUAAGUACAAGCUUCCUAGAAAGUGAAACCGCAUAAGGCUCAGUAUAACAGCUAUAAUUUACAAGAUCCUCAUCCAAACAGUUACUUGGAUAACUGUGGAAAAGCCAGAGCUAAUACAUGCAUUAUGCCGGGACUGUUGGCCUCCGGGUCGGCGGAACUGGUGCACUUAUUAGUUAAACCAAUCGCCUCCGGGCGCUUUGAGUUGAAAUCUGGAUAAGGAUGCCGAUCGUACGGUCGCUUGCGACUGACGACAGAUCUUUCAAAUGUCUGCCCUAUCAACUAUUGAUGGUAGUGUAGAGGACUACCAUGGUUGCGACGGGUAACGGGGAAUCAGGGUUCGAUUCCGGAGAGGGAGCCUGAGAAAUGGCUACCACAUCCAAGGAAGGCAGCAGGCGCGUAAAUUACCCAAUCCCGGCACGGGGAGGUAGUGACGAGAAAUAACAAUAUGGACCUCUCUAACGAUGGUCCAUAAUUGGAAUGAGUUGAGCAUAAAUCCUUUUGCAAGGAUCAAGUGGAGGGCAAGUCUGGUGCCAGCAGCCGCGGUAAUUCCAGCUCCACUAGCGUAUAUUAAAGUUGUUGCGGUUAAAACGUUCGAAGUUGAUACCCCGUCCAGACUCGCGUCCGUCGCGGGCGCCCGGCCUCUCGGUUGGGACCGUCCGUGUACGCGCUCGCGGCUGCGACUCACAAUGGUGUACCUGGGCGUUCUACUCCGUGACGGGUCAGGACUUGUCGCCGCGACCUCGUCGGUCAAGGUCUUGUUCGACCCAGCUUCAUGGUGCCCGGGAACUCUCGUUUACCUUGAACAAAUUAGAGUGCUCAAAGCAGGCUAGUUCAAAGCGUCCGGUCCUCCGGGGCCGGCGUUGGCCGAGAAUAAUUUUGCAUGGAAUAAUGGAACAUGACCUCGGUCUGAGUGGUUUCGUUGGUUUGUAAUAGACCAAGAGGUAAUGAUUAACAGAAGUAGUCGGGGGCAUUGGUAUUACGGCGCGAGAGGUGAAAUUCGUAGACCGUCGUAGGACCCACAGAAGCGAAAGCGUUUGCCAAGGAUGCUUUCAUUAAUCAAGAACGAAAGUUAGAGGAUCGAAGGCGAUUAGAUACCGCCCUAGUUCUAACCGUAAACGAUGCCAAUUAGCAAUUGGGAGACGCUACCUACCUUCGGUGCUCUCAGUAGCUUCCGGGAAACCAAAAUCGGGUUCCGGGGGAAGUAUGGUUGCAAAGUUGAAACUUAAAGGAAUUGACGGAAGGGCACCACAAGAAGUGGAGCUUGCGGCUUAAUUUGACUCAACACGGGAAAACUUACCAGGUCCGAACUUACAGGGUUUUCCAGUGGUUCUGAUAACUUUGAGAUGCUUAACGGACUCUAUCGCACGGGAAGUGAUACUUUUGGCGCGUUAGCGAUAAAUCUGUAACUUUACUGAACUCUAUGUGACGGGAAGUAGAUUCUUUGGCACCUUUUUUGGACAAGUCAUUUGGGUGCCGUUUGCCAGCUGGGUUUUCGUAUACAUGAGGUGGUUGAAGUAUUGCUAUUUUCAAUAAUACACAUCAAUAUAAAAUUUGCACUAUAUAUGGCUAUACACAUUUAUUAAAAUUAUGAUCAAAGCAUGAUAUGUUUUGUAAAUUAUCGAGUGAUGUUAUUUUACUUCAAUUUAUGUUGCUUUGUUAUGGAAGAGUAAUAACAUUCAAGUCAACUAGCGUUUAUAAACAUUCGCGAGUGAAAUCAUCUGCUGUCAAUUCGAAUGGGUGGGAAACAACUACAACAACAAUUUUCCACAACCAAACGCAUUCCGAAAAUAUCGCUUCAAAAAAGGUUUCAUGCUGUCGUGGCUGUGCUGUGCACCAAAACAUAAUAGUGCUAAUUCGUGAAUCUUAUUGCACACAGUAUGUAUUUAAGCCCAUAACACUUGAAGUAGUUGUAAUUAUUUACGUGUUCCGAAUGUUACAGGUGUUUCAAUAUAACCGAAAUCAUUGGAUGCUGUUUGUGAAGAUCGAUUGUGUCAUCAUUUUACAAGCAAAACUCAAAUAUUAUAACAGACAUGGAGCCCAAUACAAGUGCAGCUACACGACGUGUUGUAAAAACCACAUCCGAUAGCGACAGGAAGCGGGUCAUAACGGCGUAUGAAAAUGGCUCAGCUCCAUCAGCAAUAAGCCAAAUGCUUAAUAUAAAGAGACCAACGGUGUAUGGAAUCAUAAAUAAAUACAAUGCAACUUGGCAAAUCGCUGCAGCUAAGCGUGGUGGCACCUGUAAAAAAAAGUUGUCGCAGGAUGCGGUAGAAAGCAUUCGAGCCUGGAUCGACGAAGAUUGUGCGAUCACGCUGAAGUCACUGGCACAGAAAGUAUUUGAACGACACGGUGUACACGUUAGCAUCUCAACUAUAGCCAGGGAAGUAAAGGGCUUCAACUACUCCUUUAAAAUGCUGCAAAAAAUACCUGAAAGGCGCAACACAACUGCUACGAUCGAGGAACGUACCACAUACGCCAGAAACUUCUACCAAAUAACAAGGGCAUUUCCUGUAAGCGGAUUAAUAUAUUUGGACGAAGUGGGAUUCAACGUGAGCAUGCGGACAAGCAAGGGCAGAUCUCAGAAAGGAACGCCAGCAGUAACCGUGGUUCCUCAAAUUAGAACUAGAAAUAUAUCGAUAGUAUGUGCAAUGAAUUCGAAUGGGAUCGUACAUUACGUCACCCACAACCAACCUGUAAACAGAGAGCUAUUUACCAAUUUUAUUUAUGAGCUUAAAGAUAUAUUGCGAUCCAAAAACAUUAAUAGAAGCUAUUUAAUAAUGGACAACGUUGCUUUCCACAAGAGCCAGUCCGUGCAGGAAGCUAUAGGAACCGUUAUAGACAAACCUCUCUAUCUACCCCCAUAUUCUCCCUUUUUAAACCCCAUAGAGAAUAUGUUUAGCAAGUGGAAGAAUUAUGUAAAAAGAUCUAACUGCACUAAUCACGACCAACUAAUGGAAGCUAUAUGCAACGGAGCAAAUUAUGUUACCGCAGAAGAUUGCGAAGGGUUUAUAAACAACAUGUGGAACUACAUGUCACGCUGUUUAAGCGGUGAAGAAAUAUUAGAUUAGAUGUAUCUUUAUUCUUUGAUAGCUCCUUUGAUAGAAUUCAAUAGUUUUAUUCAAUAGUUUAGAUAGAUGAGAUUAAUUAGUAGUAGUUAAGUCGAUUAACACUUCAAUGGAAAACCGUACUCCAAGAAUUUUUCCUCAAAAUGUGCUGUGCAGUUUCCUCAACAGUUAUUACGUUUUUUUUUUUUCAUUAGUUAAGUUCUUCAUCUUUAGAUGGAAAAACGAUACUCAAAGAGUUCCUUGAAAACGUGCUGUGCAGUUUUCUCAUCAUUAAUUACUUUUUUUAGUCAGUAGUAAAUAUCUUGAUUGUUAGAUGGAAAACAAUACUCAAAGAGUUCCUUGAAUAAAAUACAAUGCAAUUUUCGAACGUUUCUUAAA
Anopheles coluzzii is the source of this 3471-nucleotide messenger RNA. RefSeq lists its product as uncharacterized. The transcript is spliced from 2 exons. Gene Ontology annotation, molecular function: nucleic acid binding. The record is from RefSeq and is a predicted model, not a curated record. The coding region runs from base 2062 to 3096 and encodes 344 amino acids. Lineage: Eukaryota; Metazoa; Arthropoda; Insecta; Diptera; Culicidae.